CAGAGCAGCGUCUGCAGUGUCCAGCUGUCUGUCCAUGAAGAGUGACCGGUCUAAAGAUGAUCCUCCUGCCUUCAGUGGUGAACCUGGACCUUCAGACACAAAGGACAGGAAGAGGAGUCGAGGUGAUGUGAAGGAGCAGCUGUCCUGCUGUGCUUUGUGUCAGGAGCUCCUGAGGGAUCCAGUCUCCACCAGCUGUGGACACUGGUUCUGCAGACGGUGCAUCACCUCAGACUGGGACCAGUCUGAUCCAUCAGGAGAUCCUGCCUGUCCCCAGUGUGGAGAACAAUCCAGAACAAGACCUGGACUGCAGACACCCAGUCAAACCAGCCCAGUGGACGGCGGUCUGCAGGAGGUUUUAGACGAGCAUAAGAUCAGUCUGAGGAGGAGAUGUGAAUUUGUGACCGAAGGAACUGCUGCAGCAGGAAGUGGAACCCCCCUCAACAGGAUCUACACUGAGCUCUACAUCACACAGGGACGGAGGGAAGGGGUUAAUACCCAACAUGAGGUGUGGCAGCUGGAGACAACAUCCAAGAUGGAGACCCUCAGUGACACUCCAAUCAGGUGCCACGACAUCUUUAAACCCUUACCUGGCCAAGACACACACAUCAGAGUAGUUGUGACGCAGGGCGUUGCUGGCAUUGGAAAAACCUUCUCAGUGCAGAAGUUCACUCUGGACUGGGCAGAGGGCUUGGAAAACCAACAUGUCAGUCUUGUGGUUCUGCUUUCAUUCCGGGAGCUGAACUUGAUCAAAGAUGAGCGCUACAGUCUUCUCCAGCUGCUCCGUGUUUUCCAUCCAACAUUACAGACGGUCACAGCAGAGAAGCUCACCGUCUGUAAAGUCGUGUUCAUCUUUGACGGCCUGGAUGAAAGCAGGUUUUUAUUGGAUUUCCAGAACAAUGAGGUUGUGUCUGAUGUCACACAGACAUCAUCAGUAGACGUGCUGUUGACAAACCUCAUCAAGGGGAGUCUGCUUCCCUCGGCUCUCCUCUGGAUAACUUCCAGACCUGCGGCGGCCAAUCAUAUCCCUCCUACAUGUGUGGACAGGGUAACAGAAGUCCGAGGGUUCACUGACCUCCAGAAGGAGGAGUACUUCAGGAGGAGAUCCAGUGAUGAGGAGCUGUGCAGCAGAAUCAUCUCACACAUCAAGGCGUCCAGGAGCCUCCACAUCAUGUGCCACAUCCCAGUCUUCUGCUGGAUCACUGCUACAGUUCUGGAGCACAUGUUGACUACAGACCAGAGAGGAGAGCUGCCCAAGAGCCUGACUGACAUGUACUCACACUUCCUGCUGGUUCAGACACAGAGGAAGAAGCACAAGUACGAUGAGAGACAUGACAGGAGUCAGCAGGAGCUGAUGGAGACUGACAGGGAAGUUCUUCUGAAGCUGGGCAGGCUGGCGUUUGAACAUCUGGAGAAAGGCAACCUGAUGUUCUACCAAGAAGACCUGGAGGAGUGUGGUCUUGAUGUCAGAGAGGCCUCGGUGUACUCAGGAGUGUGCACAGAGAUCUUCAAAUCAGAGUGUGUGCUCUUCCAGAGAAAAGUCUACUGCUUUGUUCAUCUGAGCAUUCAGGAGUUUCUCGCUGCAGUCUACAUCUUCCACUGCUACACCAACAGGAACACAGAGUUACUGGACAGAGCCAUGAGAACACACAAGAAUCAAUUUGGUGACAAUGAGUCAUCGUUGGAUAUCUUCCUGAAGAAAGUCAUGUCUGAAGCCCUGCGGAGCAAAAAUGGUCACCUGGACCUCUUUGCCUGUUUCCUUCAUGGCCUCUCACUGGAGUCCAACCAGAGGCUCUUAGGAGGCCUGCUGGGUCGGACUGAGAGCAGACCAGAAGACAUCCAGAGAGUCAUCAACAACCUCAAGAAGAUGAACACCUUCAGUGUCUCACCUGACAGAAGCAUCAACAUCUUCCACUGUUUGAUGGAGAUGAACGACCUCUCAGUACAUCAGGACAUCCAAGAGUUCCUGAAGUCAGAGAACAGAUCAGAGAAGAAACUCUCUGAGAUCCACUGCUCAGCUCUGGCCUACAUGCUGCAGAUGUCAGAGGAGGUUCUGGAUGUGUUGGACCUGAGGGCGUACAACACAUCAGAUGAGGGACGAGGGAGACUGAUCCCAGCUGUGAGGAACUGCAGGAAGGCUCGACUUUGUGGCUGUGGACUCUCAGAGACUCACUGUGAAACUGUGGCCUCGGCCCUGAAGUCCAACCCCCAUCUGACAGAGCUGGACCUGAGUGAGAACCUGCGGCUGAAGGAUUCAGGAGUGGAGCUGCUGUCUGCUGGACUGGAGAGUCCAAACUGCAGACUGGAGACUCUCAGAUUGAGUAACUGCAGCUUGACAGAGAGCAGCUGUGCUUCUCUGGCCUCGGCUCUGAAGUCCAACCCCCAUCUGACAGAGCUGGACCUGAGUGAGAACCAGCUGCUGGAUUCAGGAGUGGAGCUGCUGUCUGCUGGACUGGAGAGUCCAAACUGCAGCCUGAAGACUCUCAGGUCAGUAGAGGGAAGUUCUUUAAGGAAUGAAGCUGGUUUUGUGUAUGCCUGUGAUCUCACACUGGAUCCAAACACAGCAAACAGAGACCUCGGUCUGUCUGAGGACAACAGGAAGGCGACAAGGGAGAGAGAGGAGCAGCCGUAUCCUGAUCACCCAGACAGAUUUGACGAGUGGCCUCAGGUUCUGUGUAGAGAAGGUCUGACUGGGCGAUGUUACUGGGAGGUCCAGUGGAGUGGAGAGGUUCAUAUAGCAGUGACUUACAGAGGAAUCACAAGAAGAGGUGAAGACUCUGUGCUUGGAUACAAUGAACAGUCGUGGAGUCUGGAGUGCUAUGAUAACAGAUACACUGUCAGACACAACAGUGAGGACACCUUCAUCUCUGUCCGUCCCCGUGGAUCUGACAGAGUAGCAGUGGAUCUGGACUGCUCUGCUGGGACUCUGUCCUUCUACAGAGUCUCUUCUGACAGACUGAGACUCCUGCACACCUUCAGCUCCACCUUCACUGAGCCGCUCCUCCCUGGGUUUGGUUUGUGGUUUUCUAGUUCUAUUGUGGUUGAGCUGCGAGUUUGUCAGAAACAAACUCUGACCUGAAAGAGUUUAGAACAUGUUUGGAUGAUUUGCGGUUUAUGGUUGAUUGAUUUUUUUUUUUUUUAAUUGUAUCAGGCAUCUUGGUGGAUAAUUGUUAACUGAUUGAUUGGACAGGUCUGUAAAAAUAAUAAGUCAUUAAAAUGUUGGUAUAUUCAAAUCUUAAGGUCCUCACACACCAACGGCGUUAUUUUCGUGCGAAUAUUUCGUAUUUUUUCGAACUCACAACAUGCAAUCAGUACUUGCACAUAGAAUGCGAAAUACGAAAAGUCGAAAUACGAGAGAUUUGUUUUUCGCAACAAGCUCGAUUUUUCUAGGCAAACAAACUGCAGCAGCCAAUCAGCAGCCUCCAUUCCCAACAACAACAUGAGGUCAGAGCCUGCAGGAGAGGCAGCGUCUCUCCUCAGGAGCUGCCCACUAAAACAUCCUGACAGCCUGCCUCACACAGACAGCCAGGCUCUGCUCUGGGUCAGUGGGAUCCCCAUAGUUGGUUCUCUGUCUCUCUGGAUGCGGUGCCAGCAGACCCAGGAGAGUCUCCAGCUGUCCCACAGACAUCCCAAAAUAAGUUCAGAAACAGUCAUGAUACAGUUUUAAUUCCUGUAUCAGCAGGAGGGAUUCUUCUCUGUCCCUGCUCUGUAAAAGUGGGUGUUUGGACGGGUAAACAGUUCAAUAGUGACAAGGUCCUCAUCGGGGGACGAAGCUGACUCCAUGUUUUAUUCCUGUCAGAACGCUCUCCUGCGCGCUGCGGGAUUCAUAUUUCACAAUACACACAUUCACAUCGCUGAUUGGUGUGAAGAGUUAAAGGCCAAAUUUUCGCCAGUGAGUUUUUUCGCACUUUCGUUCCGCUGUUUAGCCA
Molecule: messenger RNA, 3926 nt
Organism: Myripristis murdjan (pinecone soldierfish)
Lineage: Eukaryota; Metazoa; Chordata; Actinopteri; Holocentriformes; Holocentridae
Product: protein NLRC3-like
Exons: 6
Coding region: 35-3076 (1013 amino acids)
Molecular function (GO): protein binding
Source: RefSeq, a predicted model, not a curated record